This is a messenger RNA of Solanum verrucosum, 1657 nucleotides long. RefSeq names its product putative ribosomal large subunit pseudouridine synthase SVR1, chloroplastic. The record is from RefSeq and is a predicted model, not a curated record. NCBI's taxonomy places the organism in Eukaryota, Viridiplantae, Streptophyta, Magnoliopsida, Solanales, Solanaceae. Gene Ontology annotation, cellular component: chloroplast. Bases 86 to 1321 code for a protein of 411 amino acids. Gene Ontology annotation, biological process: plastid translation; maturation of SSU-rRNA from tetracistronic rRNA transcript (SSU-rRNA, LSU-rRNA, 4.5S-rRNA, 5S-rRNA); pseudouridine synthesis. The transcript is spliced from 10 exons. Gene Ontology annotation, molecular function: pseudouridine synthase activity; RNA binding.
AGAAGUAUAAGCUAUUUCCUUUUUGUGCAUUUCCUAUCAUCUUCAAAAAAACCUUCACAAAACCUUAUCAAAAUAACCACCGGCGAUGGCGGCGAUUGCGGCCGCCGUAGCGGCGGCGACCUCCGCUUUCACCUCAUUCCACCUCACUCGCGCAACUCCCUACACGCGCCUCCACAUUCGUACCUUCAUAACUUCAUCACUCUCCUCUUCCUCAACUAAAUUCAACAUCACUUUUGCUCCACCAAAACCCAAACCCAAACCCAAACCAGAACCCGCAAUUCCCAUAAACUCCGACUCCGACUCCAAUUCGGUCCCGAACUUGGAGGCUGAAAUCGGUGACCAGCUCUAUAUACCUUGGAUUGUUCGUGAUGAAAAGGGUAAUCUCACUCUCCAAUCUACACCUCCUGCACGUCUACUCCAUGAGAUGGCUAAUGCUAGCACUAGUAAGAAAAAGAAGAAGGGAAAAGAGGUUGCUUCCAAAGCUGCCACGGUGGUUCCUACACCUGAGCCUAAGCAUUCAAAGGCAGCUCGCCGGUUCUAUAAUGAGAACUUUAGAGACCCUCCUCAACGCCUCAGUAAAGUCCUUGCUGCUGCUGGAGUGGCAUCCAGACGGAGCAGUGAAGAGCUGAUUUUUCAAGGGCGGGUCACUGUGAACGGUUCUGUUUGCAAGACUCCACAGACUAAAGUUGAUCCAGCUAGGGAUGUAAUUUAUGUCAACGGAAAUCGUCUUCCUAAGAAAUUGCCUACAAAGGUCUAUCUUGCACUAAACAAGCCAAAAGGGUACAUAUGCUCAUCCGGGGAGAAAGAAACUAAGUCAGUCAUGUCCCUUUUUGAUGAUUUUAUAAAGAGUUGGGAUAAAAGGCAUCCUGGACAACCAAAACCUCGGCUCUUUACAGUUGGCAGACUUGAUGUUGCCACGACUGGCUUGAUUAUUGUGACCAAUGAUGGGGAGUUCACGCACCAGAUUUCACAUCCUUCGUCUAAUUUGUCAAAGGAAUACAUUGCAACUAUCGACGGUGAAGUUCAUAAGCGACACUUGAUAGCCAUUAGUGAGGGAACAGUUAUUGACGGUGUCCAUUGCACCCCAGAUAAUGUUGAACUACUACCAGGGCAGCCUGACUUAUCAAGACCUCGUCUGCGUAUUGUGGUUCAUGAAGGACGGAAUCAUGAAGUUCGUGAACUUGUGAAAAAUGCUGGACUUCAGUUGCGUGCACUGAAGCGUAUACGUAUAGGUGGUUUCAGGCUCCCCGCAGAUCUUGCGCUUGGCAAGCAUGUUGAAUUAAAUCAAGCUAAUCUGAAGGCAUUGGGUUGGAAGAGUUAAAGUUGGAUGAGAUCAGAACCAAGAUCAGCAUGCAUGCAUCGAACGGGCAUAAGAAUCGGGGAUUAUGAAGAAAAAUUAGACAGUGACUGGUUAGUAGCAUUCACUUCUGCAUGUUCAAUUUCAAAUCUUGCAGAUCUGAUAAGGUAUAUAAGGUUUUAGUCAUUGCAAGACGAAUGCACCAUAUGUCGACUGUCAACAGUAAAUAUUCCCGAAAUUGGGUGCUUUAGUUACCUCCAUUGAUUACAUCUCUCUGCCUAUAUGCCAAUUAACAAGCAACAGGCCUGUAAGAUUGUACAUAGCACAGUAAUGCUACUGAUGAAUGAAAUGUCCAAUUAU